Molecule: messenger RNA, 942 nt
Organism: Saprolegnia diclina VS20
Lineage: Eukaryota; Oomycota; Saprolegniomycetes; Saprolegniales; Saprolegniaceae
Exons: 1
Coding region: 40-816 (258 amino acids)
Source: RefSeq, a predicted model, not a curated record
CCUCGGUCACGUUAUUAUUGAAUUGGACCUUACAAGUUGAUGCUGUUCCCGCUACCCACAGAUACGAGCGCGAUGGACCCACUGGACGUGCUCUUGUACGCAGCGGCCAUCAUGUACGGCCUCGUGUGCAUCUUUGGCGGCUACCGCCGCAUCGAGCUCGUCAUCGCCGGGCUUCCACCGCUCACAGUCAUUGCGGCCGCCGACGCAUUUGACAUGAGCCGCUUUACAGGCAUCUCGGUUGCGUUUCUUGUGCUCAUUCUGUGUCUACUCGUGCACGCGUCGCUCGUCCGAGACUAUGCAGCGUCCUACUACGGCCUCGGGCUCUUUGCCUUGUACGUGGCCACGCUCGCGCUCGCGUUCGACUACACCUUGGCGUGCCUCCACGUCUUUCCAUUCGUCUUGCAGCUCUGCCUCUAUGCGGCCACGGCGCUUGCGUUUGUUUUCUACUGUCGGUACGCUGCGCGCACCAGUGAGCGGCUCCGACUCAUCCACACGACGACGCUGCUUGGGGCGCUUGUGCUGGCCGAGACGUUCAACAAGGGCCACACGGAGCGCGACCAAGUCCAGUGCACGCUGCUUUACACGACAGGCGUCGUGGUUGUGACGCUCUUUGGCGUGUGGUACCAAACACGGUUGCUCACGCCGGACGCGCGGCUCUCGCUCGUGAGCACAGCGGUUUCUGAGAUUUUGACACCGCGCCCCGAGGUCGACGAGUGGGUCACGACGCCUUAUUACAUGGACGUGCUCGUGCAAGACGAAGCCGAGCUGGAUGCGAUGAAGGCAGCGAUCUGCCGCAACGAACGUCUCGGAGUCUAAUGGCCGCAGGAUGUGCAGGAAGAUGUGGCGCAAAGCCCAGCCGCCAGGAUUAGGAUAGUUUACACAUAGCAAGGUAAUUUAGUAGUAGUAUACACUGUGAAUCAUAGUAUGUGCGACAGUGCAGCA